This is a messenger RNA of Hydra vulgaris (swiftwater hydra), 2967 nucleotides long. RefSeq lists its product as uncharacterized. NCBI's taxonomy places the organism in Eukaryota, Metazoa, Cnidaria, Hydrozoa, Anthoathecata, Hydridae. The record is from RefSeq and is a predicted model, not a curated record.
ACUCAAUGAUGCACAGUGAACUAACUGCUGCCACUCAUUAUCAUACCAGAAGUCAAGAGCUUAAUGCAAUUACUGGUGGCAAUAUUGUGCGCAAAAAUUUUUGUCGUUCCCCACUAACUAAAACAGACGAAGUUGAUAAAAGUAGUUUAACUGAGGAAAAAAAUGAUCAGCUUCUUACGUCAGAGAACCUCUUAAGUAAAAAUGAUUUUAGUUUUUCUUUGAUGAACACUCCUAAAAAAAUCUGGAGUAAGGAAGAAACAAGUUCUUUAAAUUUAUUAUUUCCUGAUAAUAAAUCUCAAAAUAUAUCGUAUAACCAAGUAAAAUCAAUGCUUGCCAAAUCUCCUUCAAUUAACAGUUCACCUAGACAAGUUUAUGACAAGCUGAAAAGAAUGAAAAGAAAGUAUCUGGAAGAUAUGCCAGAAGAAUCAAAGGUCAAGAAAAAUUUGCAGUUUGAACGCAAAACUUGGUCUUCUGAACAGAUAAAUGAGUUAAAAGUUAAUGGAAAAGAAUUAAUUUUGGGAGGACCUUUAUCACGAAGCCGAAUUUUAAGUGUUCUAAAAAACUCUAAAUUAUUAAAAGAUUUCACCAUCACACAGUUGAGAACACGAAUUAAUCAUGAACGAAAUUAAACUUAGCUGUUUCUUGACUAUAACUUAUAAAUAAACAGUUAUUAUUUUUUUAUUUUUAAGUAUUUAAAUAAACAUUCCAGCUUUGUUAUUUCUUAUAUUAGGUUCCUUUUUUCAAUAUUAAGCUUAACUUUUAUGAUUACUAACGUGUGGCUUGGGAAUGUUUCCAUAAGGCCAUUUCCUUAUUUAAAUACACCACUAUGGAGAAAUAGUUGAAUCAGUUUUUACAACCAGAUGUCUUUCAUGGCAUUAACCUGUUAUGAUGAUCAGGACUAAGUAUUUUUAAUGUGAUACACUAGGUAUAUUAUCAUACAAGGUUUGCAAGUUCCUCCAACUUUUCCCCACAAAUAAAUCAAGGGGUUUUAUAUCAUAGCUUUCUUUGUCCUAGAAAAGUUGUCUUUGCCACAGUUAAAGAGCUUUACCUGCCAUAAUCAAGUAUCAGUUUAACUUCAUUACCAGAACAAGGAUUGAUUCAUAUAUAUUAAAUGUUAUCUUGCUUACAUUCAAUCACUAACAAUAUGAUAAAAUUUGAAAAAGUAGUUUUUACAAAAAUGGGCAGAAUUUUUAAAUCAUCAUAAAUAGAGACAAUUUAAACUUAGAUUAAGGUUUAUUACUCUGUUAAUUUGAAACUAAUGACAAAUUCUCUUAAAUUAUUUCAAUCGAAAAAGAUAAUUUUCUAAAAAAAAGGAACACAUGAUAAAAGUGAAUAAGAAUGAUUAUUAUGAAUAUGAAUAAGGACUUUUUAUGAUGUCACUAACAAAAAUUAAACCUAAAAUAUAAUAGCACUGUUAUUUUUACCUUUUUUAUUAUGACUGAUAAUAAUUAUUAAUUUAAUACUGAUUAAGAUUUUAUAAAAACAAAUUAAAAAUCUAAGGAGAGCUCUUAAAUUCAGUGUUAUCCCUUGGACAUCUUUUUAACACACAUUUAAGAUUAAUUUUUAAAUUAAUCUUAAAUGUGUUAAUCUUAAAUCUUUUAAAUUAAAUUUUAAAUAACUACAAGCAAUCUCUCACAGUAAAUGACAAUACAGUUACAGUUGCAGACAACGUCUUACAGUCUUACAGUUAAUGACAACCAAUAGAGUAAAGUUUUUACUGUCAAUUGAAAACAACGUUUAAAAUGCCAACUCAAUCUAGUUAGUGUGUAAAAUAGUUGUAUUUAUUCAUAUUAUAUAAUAUAAACUAUUGGUGCCACCAGUUAGUGCUAGUGAAUAUUUUAAUAUUGUUGUAUUUCUAUUACAACAAAAUAAUAAACUUAAAUGAUGUACUCUUUUUUUUUGCAGUUGAAACCAAUGAAAGUUUCUUUCAGAAAUUAAUGGCAGUGAAGUGGUACCUACAGUUGCAGCUCAAAAUAAGUAGGUUUGAAACUGUCUUUGUGUUGAUUGUGUUCUUUCUUUUAAUAUUUUCUUUACUUGAUAAAAUUAGUAAACUUUGGCCAAAUUUAAUUAGUAAUUUAGUAAUUUGCCUUUCAUUUUUGUUUUUCAGUUCUACUUAUAGAGCAAUACGUGGUAUAGAUACAAAGACGUGGUAUUAAAAAAUGCUACAGUUAAAAAAAAUCGUUUUACGAUUUUUUUGAGGUAAUUGUGAGCCUAAGGCUGAUGAUAAAUAGUACAUCUGGCUCCGUAUAUAUGUAUACACACAAACACACACAAGCUAUUUACAAAUCGAUAUUUCUAUAUUUAGGGUAAACUUUAGGCAAAGAAUGCGAGGAACUGUUAAACUGUUAUGAACAUAUUAUGCACUAUACCAUAUCAUGCACUACACGUGGCGCUCAGUUUACUCGACGAUCCAACUUAACAGGAUAUUAUCCAUUUUUCUAAUAUAUAUACAUAGAUGCAAAGUAUUCAAAAUGAUUAUAUUGUUAUUUAUAUAUUUAGGAUACAUUUAAACUAAAGACUAUGAAGAGCUGUAAAACUGCUAUUGGCAACAGUUGAUAAUACUAGACGCAUGUGUUAGUAAGUAAUUUGAAUCUCUGGUUGGAAUUCUUUUAAAUGCUUUUAUGCUUUUUACCCAUUGUUGCUGUGGAAAAGCUCAAUACCAAAGAUUUAAUAAAGGCAGAGUUAGGCAGGGUCGAAGGAUAUUUUUCGAACUAAUAAUCCAUUGUAGUGAAAAACGAACUAGUUCAAUCUUUUAAAAAAAAAAAGUUUUUUAGAUCAUAAUCGUCUUUGAAGUAAAAAAGUAAACAUGCCCAGUGGGCACAAGAAGCGUUUUAAACGUCUAAAUCACGUAUUAAAACGUUUUAAUACAUAUUCUAGACGUUUAAAACACGUCUCGUGCCCAUUGGGUGAUUUGAAGUAAAUUUCCAUUUGUUUUAUUUUUUUCAAGAAAAAAAAUUUGAAACUAAA